ACUCUGCCCAGUCCUCUGUUAGAAAUUAGACACGCGUGCAAAACGUGCAAUGUACUAGUGCAGAAGAGAGAAGAGUUUGAAUGAGUUUUAUUUUUUAAAUCUUCGCAAUUAUCAACUCAAGACAGAAACUCUUGUCAUGAGGCGUGGAGAUUCUGUCGAAGACACUAGCCCUAAUUCUAGGAGGAGUUCUGACGAUUCCAUCUCUUCCACAGCACGAAAUGCUAGCCCUGGAAGCGUGAAGAAGAAAGGCUUUCUUGGCUCGCUACGUCACACGUCCAAAAAGAGCAAAAGCAUCGAGCAAAUAAAGGGACAACCUAUAUUGACAGAGGAACCAAGCCCUCGACAAUGGGAGGAGCAGAAGGAAGGAGAUGCAGAGAGAAUCAAGAUCCUAAACUUAGUCAAGGAUGGCAAGCUAACAAUAGAGGAAGCAAUGCAGCAUGCAGAAGAGAUGGGAUUGGGAGCUCCUUCCAGCUUUGAUGACAGCAUCUCCAAUGAUGCAGAGGAAAAAAUCUUUAAUUUUGGUGUCUACAAAUACAACAGACAUAGAACCUCAUGCUCAAGGAGAAUUCUCCAAUUUGACUUCCAAGAGAAAGUCUUGUGCACAAUCCAAAAAGGUGCAAGAGGCAAGAAAUUCUGCUUCUCCCAGAUCAGAGGAUUUGACAGUGAGGACGGUGUACGAUUCUUCAUCUAUAUCGAGGAUCAUCAUGACUAUGAACUUGACGCUGAUACAACAGAAGAAAAGAACAAGAUCUGUACACUGUUGGAGUCUAUUGUACAGCAGAAGAAAGCUGAUGAGCCUGAUGGUGUGUUUGAGAUGCCAGAUUUUGGGAUAGAACAAGUGAUAAAGGAGGGGCAGGUUGAGAAGAAAGGCCACAGUGCAGCCUUCAUGAUGUGGCCCAGGCGUUGGCUGCGGAUCCAGCAUGGUGAAAUGGCUUAUUUCAAAAUAGGCGAAGAGCACCAGACUGCAUUGAAUAUUAUCAAGCUAGGUCCAGGUUUGGCUGAAGUCAAGAAGCUGGACCAGGGAGGGUUUGUGGUCACGACCAGCAAAAAGGAGUACAGCUUCCGUGUGAUGAAUGUGAAUAAUAUCAAGGACGUACAGGCCCUUGAGCGUGAGAGGGAUGAGUGGCUAGAGGCAAUUAGCGAAGCAUCUAUGGUUUCCUCUCGACGUUCACGAGCGACGUCAUCAUUCAUACAGGAUCCUGCUCUUACAAGCACAGUCCAGGAACAGGAAAAAUACAUCAAAGACACAGUCAAGACCCUUCUUAGGGAGCUAGAGCAGCUAACAUCUGUACUUACAGUUGUCAAUGCACCUAUCCAAGCCACUGUGCAGGUGAAGAAAGUCCAGGAGGUUGUACAUGACAUGGAGACGCAAGUUCGCACCGGAGUUCUCUCGUGGGCUAUGCGAGAGUUAAAGUCCCGAUCAGGGUCGGUCAAGUCUGUUGGCUCCACCUCGUCGUCCACCCUGCCCCGCUCCAGCCGGAAGAUCAGCCACCCUGAGAUCAUGACCACGCCCAUUGACGAGGGGUACGAGUCAGUACCCUCGCACCCCGCGCCCCGUGUCCCGUCACAGUCAAGCCCUCCGUCUGAGCCUCCACCUGUAAGACCACCAAAGGGAGACGUGCAGUCGAGUUACGAGACUGUCCCGAUCCGGCCACACCCUACAACCCCCCCACGAGAUAGCAGCCUGCAGUCGAGCCCCCCCUCCGCCGGGAGGUGCCCCCUAUCCGGGCCCAUCAGAUCGACGACCCCCAUCUUGUCCUUGGCCCCUCCCAGCGGACCCGCCCUCCCGUAUGACACAGUAACCAUCACCCCUCGACCAGCACCAGACUCGUCCCCCACCCCCUCUGGCAAAUCCCAAGGGAGCUCCUCUGGGGAUAUCUACCAGCAGCCUCCAUCCAGAGCGAGGCAGCAGCGCGACGAUCGCGAGGUGUACGACAACGUGCACAUCCGAAACGUGCCCCUGAUCGCUGGGAAGCCUGUGGCACCGCUGACCACCUUCACUGUGCCCGUAAAGGAUGAUGUCCCGAACGAGGGUGAUGGUAAGGGAGGUGUGGAGGAGGUCGACGCUGCCAAGAGAAAGAGGGACGAGACGCAGAAUGAGAUCGAUGCCGGCGGCAUGAAGUGUAGUAGUCUCGAGGAGGCCCUCUCUGAGCGAAAGGAUCUCUACCAAGAUCUGAAAACUGAGGGUGCUGUGCUACUCUCACACACCAAGCGAACCGAAGACGCUCCUGGCUCCCCUACCGAAGAUACUCCAUGGACGUCUGUGCCACCUCCUCCUCCACCGGGUCCAGGUGGAAUUCCUCCCCCUCCCCCUCCCAUAAGAGGUGGUGUCCCUCCCCCUCCCCCCAUGGGCGGGGGUAGUCUGGCCCUAGACUCAGGGUUACCGAACAGAGAUCGCCUGAAGCCAAAUAAAAAGUUGAGACCGUUCUUCUGGAACAAAGUACCCGUGAACUUGGUGCCGAAGUCGCUGUGGCUAAACGCAGAAGACCAGUCGGCCAACCUCGACUUGUCUCUACUUGAAGACAUGUUCGAGGUCGAGGAAACACAGAAGCCGGUUGUUCAAGCCGCGGCCAAACCGUCCUCCAAAAUGAUGCUGGACCCUAAAAAGGCGCACAACCUGGGUAUUUUCUUAAGUGGCUUUAAACUCACCACAAAAGAAAUUGACACAAAGCUAAGUGUCUUUAGACAAGAAGAAGGAGCGCUUCCAGUGGAUCAUGUAAUCGCUCUGAAAAGGUUUUUACCGACACCCGAGGAGCAAGAGAUGUACAAAAAUAUCAAAUUGGAGGACGUGCCCAACUUAUUGCAUGAGGACAGGUUUAUGCUUAAGCUGUGUGAGAUCCCAGACUUGGAUAAGAGGUUGGAUCUGCUACUUGUGAUCAUGGAGUUUCCAUGUCAAUAUGAUGAUCUUGCACCGGCUGUAAAAGGGCUUCUUGAAGCCUGUCACGAACUGUACUGUAGCAAAAAAUUCCCUGUGGUUCUCGAGUAUAUUCUGGCCAUUGGGAAUUAUAUCAAUGGCGGGACAAAUCGCGGGGGAGCGUAUGGUCUACGGCUGACCAGUCUUCCAAAGCUGGCAGAUAUCCGCGGCAAGAGCAAAAAAGACACGUUACUACGCUACCUUAUUUCACAACUUCGCCAGAAGUGUCCCGACACACUUGAAAUGCUACAAGAACUUAAGGCUGUACCCCAAGCCUCUGACGCUUCUAUCAAAGGACUAUCUGCCGAAGUGGAAGUUAUGCGUAAAGAUCUUGCCAAAAUCAAGAAGCACAGUAGCGACCUGUUUCUUAAGCAUAAGCGAACAGACACACAGGACGUCAAGUUCUUCCGGGACGUCGACCUUUUUGUCCUCGAGUACGAGGAGAAACUAAAGGACUUGUGCGAAAAGUGCAAGGAAAUGAAAUACAUAUAUGCAAAGCUACUGGCAAGAUACGGUGAGGCGCCUAACACUGACUCUGAGGAGCUUCUCUCUUCAAUUAGCGCUUUCUUGAACCAUUUUAAGAAAGCGCUAAAUGAAGGGGAUGGCGAGGGCCUCCCAAAACGCAGAAAGAUAGAGGGACUGAGUGAAGCAGUCGCAGCCCAUGCGCGUCGCAAGCCUUCAGAGGACUCUGUCACCUCCCCCGGAUCUCCUACAUCGCCUCUAAGGGACACUGUGGAUCCUGGCGCAGCUACCUCAGCUAGUCAGGGGGGACUGAACGACACAGAUGGCCCUGCAAGACACACUCCUCCAGCUGACCUCAAGCCCGCAUGCCCUGCUCCCAUAUGCAACUCGCCUAAAGUCAUCCACAAACAGCUGAGCGUGAAAGCCCCGUCCUCUUCACUAGUAACACCCAAGGUUACGCCCCGUCCAACGCGCCAAGGGUACUUGGACAAGCUGAGCGGAGGCAAACACAAGGCCCCGAAAUGGGACAAUCGAUACUUCGAGUUGACGGACAGUGGCCACUUGCACUACUACAAAAAACCCGACUCCAAAAUCAUCAACACCAUCUACUUGCGUGGGUGCCCUGUGGAAAUGGAUGACGAGGACCCCGCGGUUGUUAUCGUUAGGACUGAGGAGAGAGAAUGGAGACUUAAGGCGGUGGACGAAGUCGAGGCUCAGGUCUGGCGGGAAGCGUUAGGAUUUUACACCGAGAAGCAGACGUCAUAGCGAGGCUGGCGUCGUAAUGACGUCAUGUCCAACAUUUUUCGACUAGGUAGGCGGAUUUUAAGUUACACCCAAAACUAGCGCCUGAGUGCGGCCUAAGACGAUAACGAUAUUAGAAGAAUUUUAAAUGAAAACAAACCCCGAUCCAUCUGGCCAUCACGUGAUUAGCACCUAGGAUCUAGGAGGAACUAGAAGGAAACUGUUCUUCCCAUGUUCAGCUCACAGCCUCCGUCGGAAAUCCCGCCACGUCCGUCAGUGGAUAUCACAGCGGUUUUCCAAAAUUCUUUCGGUGAUUAUCAGGGAUUCGAGGAAUCCUGUGGGAUCGUGUGGCUCGCGGCAGGACACGCCAGAAGGGCUUGUGAGGACGAUGGGAACGCUAAGUCCAUACGAAAGCAAUAGUAAAAUAUGGCCUCUCACAAAUAUAGAGUCUUUGCUUCGCAAUUUCUUUCUAAAGAAACAGCAUCCUGCUUUAAGGAAAUAAAAUUGAUGAAAAAGGA
This is a messenger RNA of Nematostella vectensis (starlet sea anemone), 4635 nucleotides long. Its product is annotated as formin-like protein 6. The record is from RefSeq and is a predicted model, not a curated record. The transcript has 30 exons. Lineage: Eukaryota; Metazoa; Cnidaria; Anthozoa; Actiniaria; Edwardsiidae. The coding region runs from base 137 to 4141 and encodes 1334 amino acids.